Ictalurus furcatus (blue catfish) is the source of this 727-nucleotide messenger RNA. RefSeq names its product LSM10, U7 small nuclear RNA associated (gene lsm10). Gene Ontology annotation, molecular function: histone pre-mRNA DCP binding; U7 snRNA binding. The record is from RefSeq and is a predicted model, not a curated record. The transcript is spliced from 2 exons. Bases 102 to 461 code for a protein of 119 amino acids. Gene Ontology annotation, cellular component: cytoplasmic U snRNP body; nuclear body. Gene Ontology annotation, biological process: mRNA 3'-end processing by stem-loop binding and cleavage. Lineage: Eukaryota; Metazoa; Chordata; Actinopteri; Siluriformes; Ictaluridae.
GAUAAAUGACGUCACCACACAACACGGAAGUAGGAGGCGGAGAAACGGGAUUGUGAAAAAUGUUAAAGCGGAUGAAAAAACGCCAAAUCAGCGGAUAAUCGAUGGCGACUCAGUCGCUCGCCGAGCGCACCAUCUCGGAGAACAGCCUGGUGGUGCUGCUGCAGGGUCUGCACGGUCAGGUGACCACGGUGGAGCUGCGGGACGAGAGCACGGCCCGGGGUCGCGUCCUCAACGUGGACGCCUUUAUGAACGUGCGUCUGGAGGACGUCCUGUACCGGGACAGACGAGGGAACGUCUCGGAGAUGGCCGACCUGUUCGUGACCGGCCGUAACGUGCGCUACGUCCACAUUCCUGACCACGUGGAUAUCGUAGACACCAUACAGACCCAGCUGGACAAGAUCCACCGAGUGCGCUGCUUCACUGAGAAAGGGAGGAAGGAGUACAGCAAGAAGAAAAAAUAAGGCUUUCCUCAAUCGGCUCACAGAGCCUCCGAAACACACACACAGGCGCAACUCCAAUAAAACAUACAGUACUAAAGUUAAAUGUUAUUGUUUAAUGUUUAGUUAAUCUUUGGAGAAUAUAUUACAAUCUUGGAAUAAAAAAAAGUUCUGUUGUAUUUAUCUCGUAAAGGUUCUCGUAAAAGUGGAACCCUACAACAGAGAGUUCUGCGUUUCCCUUUCAGUGAGGUUUCCAUAUAGAACUGCUUCAGGAACCUUUUUAAGAACCU